AUGUUCAUCGCCAUCGUUGGAACGCGUUUUGCUGGAAAAUCGACCGUCGAGGAAUACCUGAUCAACCACAAACACUUCACACCAGUCCGUCUGAUAGAACCUAACGAUGGGGAAUCGGUGCUCGAGGGUAACAUUUCGAUACACGCCAUCUCUAGGCGAUUUGAUUCGCUGGGCCUUCAAACUAAUGGCCAUCGCGCAGCGCCCAACCGGCACGACUCUUUUCUGUCCAUGAGCCCUUUACCGUCCCCGGCGCCAACCGCAUCUCCCAACGCGUUAAUGAACCAUUCAAUGUCCAAACCCCUGUGCUUCUCAUCCCCAAACGACCUUCUGGACUAUGUUACGGUCAACUGGAGAGAAAACUUUGUUACCAGCGAUCUGAAUACCAAGGAAUUAGUGGACAUCUUCAUCCGAAGACCAUUCUUCAUGUUGAUUUCUGUCGACGCGCCUCUGCUGGAUCGUUUUCGAAGAUCACAAUAUUUCCAGAACUUUGGUCUAGAAGCUUUCAUCCGCGAGGACGAUCGCCUGGUUUUCGGCGGUUCCAAUUCCUUCCACAAAGAGUCAUCCUUACAUGAUUUGAGAGACUCUAUUAACAUUCACAUCACGAAUUCAUACUCUUCUAUACAAGGACUGUUCACCCACUUGGAUGAUCUUGACCUGACAAACCCUCAGCAUCUGCGACCAAGCUGGGAUGAUUAUUUUAUGACCCUCGCUUCUCUUGCAUCUCGCCGAUCUAAUUGCAUGAAACGUCGCGUCGGCGCAGUCCUGGUCCGCGAAAACCGUGUCAUCGCAACAGGGUGA
Coprinopsis cinerea okayama7#130 is the source of this 798-nucleotide messenger RNA. RefSeq names its product dCMP deaminase. The coding region runs from base 1 to 798 and encodes 265 amino acids. The transcript is spliced from 4 exons. Gene Ontology annotation, molecular function: catalytic activity. Lineage: Eukaryota; Fungi; Basidiomycota; Agaricomycetes; Agaricales; Psathyrellaceae. The record is from RefSeq and is a predicted model, not a curated record.